Messenger RNA from Ixodes scapularis (black-legged tick), 2312 nucleotides. RefSeq names its product 4-coumarate--CoA ligase 1. The record is from RefSeq and is a predicted model, not a curated record. The transcript has 12 exons. Bases 579 to 2252 code for a protein of 557 amino acids. Lineage: Eukaryota; Metazoa; Arthropoda; Arachnida; Ixodida; Ixodidae. Gene Ontology annotation, molecular function: CoA-ligase activity.
AAACGAACAACCAUUAUGAUAUUUAGUAUUUUAGGAAAUUUGGCACCGCACCCAUUAUUCGUACUUUUUUUUUGUUUGUUUGUUCAUUAGUAUCCGGUACCGAGGGGACAGGUAAGUGAUUUAUCUUUUCAUUUUUGCAUUUUAGCUUGUUUCAAUAGUAGGCCCUCUGCGAUAUUUCUGCCAGCUAUCAUCAUCAUGCCAUUCAAAGCCGCCAUAUUAGUUGUUUUUUUGCGCUAUUUUUUACCUGUUGACGGGGCGCAUUGGCAUUUGAUCCGGUUUUUAGGAUAAUAAAAAAAAUGUAUUUGUACGUUCGGUGGGAUGCUGUUCGAUGCAAUGAAGAAAAGAAAGACGGUCGCGAAAUUGUGGAAACGAAAUUGUCAGCAACGAGAUCGCAAGACUCGUCGCCGAGGCAAUGAACCGGGCCGUCCAGGAAAUCCAGACCCUGGUGGCACUACGCAGUUCCCCUGUGUCUGUUGCUGCUCUUGCUGCUUUUCUUGGGCACCUGGAUUGCCAGCGGGGGCAGUUCGAACGAACCCGUCGCUGCACGAGAUGUGACGAAGACGGACGACAACCGCUACAUGUCUGACGCCCCCAAACCCCCGGCAGCCGUGACGUCAUCCACCACAACCAGUAAUCUAAUAGAACGCGUCGGAGAAAGAAUGACACUCAAGGCCCGGAUCGAAAAUGGCAUCGUCUAUUCCCCAUAUCCAUCGGAACCUGCGCCCGAAAUGACGGUUUACCAGGUGGUGAAACAGUGCCUCGAGCAAUAUGGCUGCCGAACUGCUCUGGUCUGUGACGACGAAGAGAUCACUUUUGCAGAGCUCCUCAAGAUGUGUCAGCGAUAUGCCGCUGGGUUCCAGAGACACGGCGUUAGGAAAGGCGACAAGGUCCUGAUACAUUUGGACAAUUCCGUGGAAAGCAUGAUUGCCAUGUACAGCGUCAUUUUUGCCGGGGGAGUUGCUGCCGUAUCCGAUCUGAUCUUGUCGAACGAUGAUCUUCUUUACAGAAUUCGAGACAGCAAUGCCAGCCACAUCCUCACCUCAGCCAGUGAAGCUAAACGAUUCAGCGACUUCCGUGACAAGCUGGACGUAAAGGGUUACUUCUCCGUGGGAACCACCCCUGGUUUUGUUCCCGUGUCCGACUUCAAGGAACUGAACGAAGACGCCUUCCAGGAACUCCCUGUGGCCGACGUCAAGAAGGAGGCCGUCGCACUGUUGUACACAUCGGGAACAACGGGUAGCCCGAAGGCCGCUGAACACACGCACUACAGCAUUGUGGCCUUUUUACCUCGUCCCGGGUCUCAUCAAGUGUCCGACGACCUCGAUGUUGUUGCUUCCCACAUACCUAUAACAUCGGCUUUUGCUUUUCGGACUUACCUGCGAGACAUCACCUCUGGAGCGAAGACUGUCCUUUUAUCGAAAUCUACGGACGCAGACAAAAUGGUGGAUGCAAUUAGAAAAUACAAGGUGACUACGGUGUUCGGGGGUCUACACUGGAUUGUGCUGCUUGCCAAGGCGAUUGAGCAGCGAGGAAUUCAGCUGGACAGUCUAAGGACUGUCAUUCUGUGUGCCGCAAAGGUCACUCCCCAAAGUUUGAGGCAACUCGAACGGGCGUUUGACCUGGCCAUCGUCAAAGACACUUACGGAACUACGGAAGUCGGACAGAUAUGCAGACCUCCCUUGGGCAAGUCCAGUUGGUACGGCAUCGGAUUCCCGUCCCCGAUGGUACAAGUUAAGGUUGUUGACGUCAAGAGUGGAAACGUACUUGGACCAAACGAAGAAGGAGAAGUGCUAGUGAAGACGCCACGUUCCAUGAAGGGCUAUUACGGACACCCGGAAGCUACAUCGCAGACAAUUACUCCCGAUGGUUGGGUACGAACAGGUGACAUCUGCUAUUACAACGAAGUCGGUCAGUUCUUCUACGUAGAAAGAAUGAGCGAGUUCUUUCGCUGCAUGGGCAUCCCAGUGGCGCCCUGCUCCAUUGAAAGCGUGUUGCUCAGCCACGACGGAAUCGAAGAGGCAGCGGUCAUUGGUGUCCCUCACCCACGAUACCAGGAAGCGGCCAUGGCGUUUGUUGUGCUGAAGAAAUCUUGUAGCAAAAUCACCGAGGAAGAGCUCCAAAACUUUGUUGCAGGCCAACUUGGAACCUACAUGCACCUUCAUGGGGGCGUGAAAUUCGUUGACGCAAUACCAAAGAACGCCAGCGGUAAAGUAAUGAGAAAAAAACUGCAGAUGCUUCAUCAAGACGGCUAAUAUCACUGACUGUGUUCUACAAUAAAACAAGGCUUCGGUCGGUUUUGAUUAAAAAAAAUA